Messenger RNA from Schistocerca cancellata (South American locust), 3881 nucleotides. RefSeq names its product sodium/hydrogen exchanger 3 (gene Nhe2). Gene Ontology annotation, cellular component: membrane. Lineage: Eukaryota; Metazoa; Arthropoda; Insecta; Orthoptera; Acrididae. The record is from RefSeq and is a predicted model, not a curated record. Gene Ontology annotation, biological process: regulation of pH; sodium ion transport; proton transmembrane transport. Bases 1 to 3003 code for a protein of 1000 amino acids. Gene Ontology annotation, molecular function: sodium:proton antiporter activity. The transcript is spliced from 14 exons.
AUGGCCGUGCGGCGCGCGGUCGAUCCGCAGCGCAUGCUGCUGCUGCUGCUGCUGGCCGCCGCGGCGGGGGCCGUCGCUGCCCUGCCCGACGCCGCCACCUGGUCGGUGCGCCCCGUCGCCCAGCAGCAACCCGACGCCUCGAGCGCUCCGCCUCCGCAGCCUCUGAUCAACCUGCCCACCACCUCCACAGAUGGGCCGGCGGAGACGACGAGCGCCGUGUCCCUUCAGGACGCCAACCCCACGCCGGCCGAGGAGCAGCACGACGUCAAGCGCUAUGCCGUCUCGACGGUGGAGUUCGAGCGAGUGCAGACUCCGUUCAUCAUUGGCCUGUGGAUAUUCAGCGCCAGUGUCGCUAAAAUAGCCUUCCACAUGGCGCCGAAGGUGAGCAAGAUGUUCCCGGAGUCUUGCCUGCUGAUCGUGGUGGGGCUGCUGAUCGGAGCUAUUCUCUUCUACGCGGGCAAGGUGCACGUCAGCACCCUUACGCCCGACAUCUUCUUCCUGUACAUGCUGCCGCCCAUCAUCCUGGACGCCGGCUACUUCAUGCCCAACCGGCUGUUCUUCGACCACCUGGGCACGAUCCUGCUCUUCGCCGUGGUGGGCACCAUCUUCAACACGCUGACUAUCGGCUUGUCGCUCUGGGCAGCGGGACAGACCGACCUCUUCGGCUGCGAGACGCCUCUCUUGGACAUGUUCCUGUUCUCUGCACUCAUCUCGGCAGUCGACCCCGUUGCGGUGCUGGCCGUGUUCGAGGAGAUCCACGUCAACGAGAUCCUCUACAUCGUCGUUUUUGGAGAAUCGCUGCUCAACGACGCCGUGACAGUGGUAUUGUACCAUAUGUUCGAAUCUUACACUGAGAUGGGGCCUGAAAACAUUAUUUAUACUGAUGUCUUAGCAGGCCUGGCUUCAUUUUUUGUUGUUGCCUUAGGAGGCACAAUCAUUGGAAUUAUCUGGGGCUUCCUUACUGGCCUCGUUACACGAUAUACGCAUCAAGUUCGUGUAAUUGAGCCAAUAUUCAUCUUCGUUAUGGCCUAUUUAGCCUAUCUUAAUGCAGAAAUCUUCCAUAUGUCUGGCAUACUGGCAAUAACUUUCUGUGGCAUAACAAUGAAGAAUUAUGUGGAAGCAAAUAUAUCACACAAAUCUCAUACCACAGUGAAAUAUGCCAUGAAAAUGCUAAGUUCCUCAUCAGAAACCAUAAUAUUUAUGUUCCUUGGAGUUGCAACAGUGAAUGAUAAUCACAAUUGGAACACAUGGUUUGUGGUUUUAACAGUUGCUUUUUGCUCUGUCUACCGCACUAUUGGUGUUAUACUGUUGACGGCUAUUGCAAACCAUUUCCGGCUCCACCAACUUACACGUGUUGACAAAUUUGUAAUGUCAUAUGGUGGACUGCGAGGGGCUGUAGCAUUUGCCCUGGUCUUACUCAUUGAUCGCAAGCAUGUUCCACUGCAACCUAUGUUUGUUACAACAACUAUUGCUGUCAUAUACUUCACUGUAUUCAUUCAGGGUAUAACAAUCAAACCUCUAGUUAGGAUAUUAAAUGUGAAACGAGCAGAAAAGAGGAAACCCACAAUGAAUGAAAGGAUACAUGAAAGAUUAAUGGAUCAUGUGAUGGCUGGAAUUGAAGAUAUCCUUGGACAACAUGGAAAUUACCAUCUCAGAGACAAAUUUAAACGUUUUGAUAACAAAUUCAUCCGUCCAUACCUGUUGCGAGAUCAUCAAGGAGCAGAACCAAAAAUACUCGAAACUUAUUCAAAAUUGGCAAUGAAAGAUGCCAUGGAGUAUAUGCGUCGAAAUGCAUCAACUGUUGGAAAUAUUUCUGGAACAGAAUCUAUGUCAGCAAUAUUUAGAAAUUACACUAGUGGGAAUAUAAAUGGAAAUAUGAGUACUAACUUUAAUGGAAGUUUCAAUCAUCUUGACUCAAGUACAUGGAACAUAGAUAUGCAGGAACUGGAAUAUAACCCCUCCAAAAAAGAUCUUACUGAUGCUAAAAUACACCAUUUGCUGGCAGAAGAAUUAUGCAAACCUUACAGAAGGCAUCGCCGACUUAGCUAUAGCAGGCAUGCAGUUAAUGACCGUGAUCUAUCUACUCAAGUCAAUUAUCGUAUGCAUAUGAACAUACGUCGCAUGGUUGGUGAGAGAAAGCAUCACCAUAAGAGGAGCAAACGACUGGGAAAGGAUGGAAAACAGAACCAUGUCAGUUUUCCUGGAAUUACUCAGAAUGGCUCAGCAAAACAGUUCACUCAUGAUUACAUUACUGAGGUUCUUCAGGAGACUGAAAAUGACACUGAAAUACCAAAAUCUGCAAGUAAGGAGGACUGGGACAGUGCUAUCACAUUCACAGCCAAAAGUUCCUAUGAUCCAGUAUCAGGUGGAGACGGGCUUCAGAAAAAGAUGUCACGUGAUUCUGAUGGUGAAUGUGCACGUGUGACGACUCCUACUGCUACUGAGACCAUGUUGCCUUGGAAGCGUGACGACGAAGGCGAAUUAAGCACUGGUCCUGUCAAGCAGAGCGAGUUCCCUGCCUGGUGUUCCAAUAAGGAAUACCUUGCAUACAAUUCACCUUCUGCUACAUUCCUAGGGGGCAUAGAGCAACCAAAAGUGACUUCCGUAAUUGGACUGUUUCGACGAGAAAGUGCUGGUUCAGUUCACCAGGAAUCAAGGGCAAGUUCAGAAUCUUCACUUCGAGAAUCCCCACCACCAACUUCCAACACUGUGCUCCUUAUAGAGGAGCCAGUAUCUCUCCCAGGACCAGGAAGACGUCCACCCACUGCAAGAAGAGGCUCAAUGCUGGAAUUAGGAUCAUCUGUAAAUCCGAUUCCAGAAGAAGAUAAUAUCAGUUCUCCUCUGGACAUUGCAGGUGGCAAUGGAAGAUGGCCAACUGUGCGUCCUCCUCCACCACGGCUUGCUGUUCUUGCCACAUCUUCUUCCUCUUCUUCUUCCUCCUCUUCACUUGAGUCUAGUGCUGAUGAAGAGGAAAAGGCAGUUGUUGCGCGGACGCACAAAUAGUUAAGGCUUCCCCGCUCACAUGAAGGAGCAAACCUGACGAAUAUUCGCUACAGGUAUCUACGUAAAUUUGAAAGGUUGUAGACCACAGUAUUUUUUCUGAACUGUCUAUUAGACAGUCAGUCUGACAUUAAGGUGAAAUUUUUGGGACACUGUAUAAUACAGUGUUAUUUAAGAUGAAAUGCAUGUUGAUCAAAGAGUGAGUUUCAUUAAGUUAUGGUGCCUUUUAUUUUUCUCCCAAAGUGUAUUUUUUGCCUGCAGAAUUUUCUUUUCUUCUUCAGACAUUAAUGCGUGAUAUUUAAUGCAUCUUGCAGUGACAUUAAAAAGGAGUGUGUUAAAAAAACUGGUAGCUGGAAAAGAAAUGGUAAUACACACUUCUAUAAGUUAUUUCUUGCCUUAAUGAACAGCACAAAAUGUAAACAAGAAUAAUUGUUGCUGUCUUGAAUUGCAACAGAAGUGGUUACUGAGGAGUGCAGAAGUACUUAUUGUAAAAUAUUAAUCGCACAUUCUAAUUACAUGUACUACUUAAGAGUGAUUCUCAAUCCAUAUUAUUGUUGAUUACACCUCAUUACUAUAUUUUUGCUCAUUUUAUGGUGAAAAUCAAGACAUUUUGAGAAAUGAAUAUGUAUUUUCUAAGAUGAAAUGCAGUCAGCUGAUUAGUUUUAUUGGCUGGUUAAAAGCAACACUACAAUUAAUAAACUUAUGUGCCUAUCUAGUGCUAACCAUGUUGGUUGUUGUGUCAACGAAUCUAUUUUAGGAUGAGGACAAUACAAAAUGAUGGUUACCUUGUAAAACAAAACAAAACAAAAAAAAAACUUUCUCUGUGAUGAAGAAAGGCUGGUUUGUACAGAAAAAGAUUAGUAUUGUAACUUUGCUAAGAG